AUGAAGGUUUUAACCUACAUCAAAGAGAAGGCGGGCGAAUUCACAUCUAACUUUAACCAUUUCUAUUUGAUACCUUUAUUUGGUUUCAUCUGCUGGUAUACUCUAUUCUUAGCCCUAGUUGGGAUAUGGUGUGUACGAGGUAACCAAUCAUACGUAGCAUACGACGAAUUUGUAAAACCAUUACCUUUGGAAAGAAUUGGUGCAAUUGAAGUUCCAGUAUUUUUCUGCAUCUUCAUAUUUAUCCAUGCCAUUAUAUUUUGUAUAUCGAUGUACUUGGAAUUUUAUCACAGAAAAAUUGGAAAGUUGAUAAAGUUUGCCAAACCUCACUUACAGACUAGAUUGGCAUAUGCAUCACUUGUGUUUGGAUUUAUUGCUCAAUGCUUUUUUGUAAUUCAGGCCGUUAGAUCAACAGUAUUGAUCAAGCAAAGGAAGAGAGCAGAAACUCAUUACGCCAUUUUCUUAGCAGUAUUUGCAAUACUUGUGUUAGUGUCUUUGGCUCUAAAUUUCGUCAAUUAUUAUAUUAUGGGACAAUAUUACCGACAAUAUGUAAAUGGAGAGAGAUGGAACAAAUUCACCAAUUCCUUCCUCCUAAAAGUAAUUUGGUUGAUCGUGACAAUUGUUUUGGCAGUCACAACAUGUGUGUUUUAUGUCACUGGUAAAGCGAAGCCGUCAAGGAUAUUAGAAUGGGCCUUUCAUUUUUGGUAUGGAUUGUUAUUGGCGUUUUGGACUUAUGAUUUAUACCCAAUUACUGAACUCAAGGCAUUGAGAGAAAAGGCAAAUGGAACACAUGAAGAAAGCACAACUAGGAAGUUGAUCAAUAAAAUGUCUUGGAGUCAUCACAAAACAUUCACUGGAGUAAGGGAGUCUGUCAUCGAAGUUUCAUCCAACUUAGAGAUCGGCUCUUCCAGCUCGUCUCCAGAUUCGCCAGGAAUAGACUAUAUGGCAAAUUACCCAGGAAUACACCACUAA
Molecule: messenger RNA, 969 nt
Organism: Dujonia railenensis
Lineage: Eukaryota; Fungi; Ascomycota; Pichiomycetes; Serinales; Debaryomycetaceae
Source: the annotation of a GenBank genome assembly